Peronospora farinosa is the source of this 1983-nucleotide messenger RNA. The record is from the annotation of a GenBank genome assembly. NCBI's taxonomy places the organism in Eukaryota, Oomycota, Peronosporomycetes, Peronosporales, Peronosporaceae.
AUGGCCUGCAUGACCAACACAGUUAAACGUCGGUACUGGUUCAUGGUGCUAGCAACGGUUUUUGUUCUCACAUGGCUCAGCAAAAGUGCCAAGACUAUGGUUAAGAUGAUCGUCGCUGGUUCUUCUGUUUCGCAGCAUGCACUAAGAGAUGCGCGAGUGAAUCGGCAGUUGAGGGCAGACUUUCAAAUGACGGAGAAAAUUGACCGUGACGACGAAGAAAGAGUAGCAGAUCUCGAUUCUUCGAUUCAACACCUUAAUGCAGCCUUGAAAAAUGCCAAUGCGCUUGAGGCUAGGAUGCCCGAGGUUGGCAAAAACAUGGACAUUUUGUUAAAGAGCGAAGAGUUCCGGAAUUGGGCCGAGAAUAUCGAUUUCGUGAACCAGAAGGAUUUUGGAAAAGCUGCAGUUGACAAGAUUUCAAGACUCAUGACUCGCUUCAACGAGAAAGCGGUGAUUAGGAUGCUAGAAGACGGAAAGAAGGUCGAAGCGACGAAAUCUAUUGCCGAAGGAUUGGAAAUGGGUCUGGCGUUGAAGCGGACAUCGGAUGGAGAUCCGGACAAGGCUAUUGAAUUGCUAGUAGCUGUAGCUGGCAAGGAUGGUGUACCCAAUUUUUUGGGGAGUCCAUUUUUGAAGUACUGGAUUGACUACUGUGAGAAAACUAUGAAGAACCCGUAUUCGUUGCUUACGGAGUACUUUUUGCAGGAAUUCGGUGACAGAAAGCUAGCACACACUUUGGCUGAGGCAAAAGGCAGCGAUGCUGCGAGGAACGUGGCAACUGAAUUGGAGAAGCAGCUGAUCGAGAAGUGGGUAGAUAGUUCUAUGGAUGUUUUUAGGGAUUUGAAGUUUGAUAAAGCAGGCAUCGAUACGCCAGAGUGGGACACGUGGGUCUCGUAUCUGGUGAAGAAGUACGUCGGAGAAAAAAUCGGAGACGAAGAAGAAAAUGAGCUAGUGAUUUCAGUGCUGAGGAAGUACUUCAAAAACGACGACCGUCUAAGAAAGUGGAUCGCUAAAGCUAAAGGUGGUAAGAGGGAUGAACUUGUCACAGCUUUGGAAAGUACGCUUGAGAAAAUGGUAAGACCAACGACUGCCGAGGAGCUUGAGGCUGGCACGACCAAGUUUGACGAGAAGAUGGAAGGCCUGCUAGAGGAGAGCGCCUAUUCCAAAACAUGGGCCAAGUAUGUGGAACAAAAAUCCCAAACCGAGCACGAUCCUGCUGUAGGCGCUAAAAUUGACAAGAUUUCAACGCUUAUAGCUAACUACGGCGAAGAGAAGGUGAUUGAGAUGCUAGCGACCAAUAAGAACGUCCCAGCCAUGCGAUCUUUUGCUGAAUCCUUGGAAUUGGGUUUGGCGCUGAAGUGGACAUUGGAUGGACGUAUGAACGACGUUAAAGCAUUGCUAGCAGCUGGCAACAACGAUGUUACCACUUUUUGGGGGAGUCACCUUUUGAAAGAUUGGAUCUACUACUGUGAGAUUAGGAUGAAAAAGGAUCCAUAUUCGCUCUUGCUUACGGCGUUACUGCUCGAAAAAAGUGACGAUGCUGCGCUAGCAAAACAGCUUGCUGUGGCAAAAGACAGUGUUGCCGCAAAGAAUGUGGCAGCUAAAAUGGAGGAGCAUCUGAUGGCGAAGUGGUUGAGAGAUGGAGUGGGUGGUGACACUGUAUUCGAGAAGCUUGAGCUCAAGAAAGCAGGCUUCGAUAUGAUCAAUCAACCAGAGUGGGACACGUGGGUCUCGUAUCUUGAAAAAAUCGGAGGAACAAGAAAAUACUCGCUAGUAUUCUCAGAGCUGAAGAGACAAAAUAUCGACGUUAAGAAGUUGUUAAAGGCAGCUCAUACCUAUAAGGGUCGGGAUCGUGCCAUUGCUUUCAUAGCAUGGCUUGAGCGUCAGAAAGCGGCACAAGAGCUUACAAAAUCAAAUAGGAUGGCUGAAGAGAACGACGGCAAAGCGUUGCAUACGAUGAAGCGCCAACGAAACGACGAUGGUCAGUAA